Gilbertella persicaria is the source of this 1807-nucleotide messenger RNA. RefSeq lists its product as uncharacterized. The transcript has a single exon. Gene Ontology annotation, cellular component: cytoplasm. Gene Ontology annotation, biological process: protein transport. Bases 99 to 1691 code for a protein of 530 amino acids. The record is from RefSeq and is a predicted model, not a curated record. Lineage: Eukaryota; Fungi; Mucoromycota; Mucoromycetes; Mucorales; Choanephoraceae.
UACGUUUGGAUCCGAAACACAUUCAGCGACUAUAUAAAGUCAGACCUUUUUCUUGAUUUUUUUACUUUUUUUUUUCUGUAAUUCCAUAAUAAUCUAUCAUGCCACAUUUAAAAGCUUCCAACAAGGAAGAUGCAACUAUUUCAUUGAUUCUCGAUCCUUCUUUUACAGGCGUCAUUCGAGGUGUAGCACACGAUGAAUCAGAAGGCUGCACAGUGAAAGGCAGUUGUAUUGUUCAAGUCAACAAGCCAAUCAAAGUCAGACGUUUUCUUAUUUGGCUUGAAGGACGAUGCAAAGUUACCCUGAAGGGCACCACUUAUGGAUACAGCGUCUCUAAUACAGAAACAAAUGAAAGUCGUACUAUUUAUUCUAAAGAUCAACAUUUUAUUGGUGAUGAUGGUUUGACACAUACCUUGACACCUGGACAAUAUGUUUACCCAUUCAGCUUUGAUUUACCCCCCAGCCUUCCCGCAAGUUUCCGUGGCAAGCGAGGCUAUGUGCGAUACAGACUUCAAGCUGCUAUCUAUCGUCCCAUGUUUGCUAGUGAUAUCCAUGCCUCUCGUGAUAUUCCUAUCAAGCGCUGUCUCUUGAACGAUGAGACACCUAUGGCUGAAUUGCGUGAAACAUACGAAGGCAGGCAACAUACCAACAAACUCCAUUAUACAGCUACAGCUCCCAGUAUUGCUUACCGGGAAGGCGGUUUGAUCCGUCUUAAUAUCAACAUGAAAUUACUUCGACCAGAGACACAGUCUGUCAGAACAGUAACUUGUGCUUUAAGAGAACGAGUCCAGUACAGAACAACAGAUGGUAAUGCCAACACAAUCAGCAGCAAGACAGACAAUCUCUUUCCUCUUGGCUACAGUACUUUUUACCCAAAUCAAUCACCCGAUUAUGAUCCUAAAGAAACAGCAGAUUACAAUGCUUUGUUCCGCUUGUGUCCCCGUGUCAAUGCAGAUCUGAACAGUCGCCUGAUGAAGGUGACACAUGCUCUUGUGGUCAACAUCAUGGUGGAGGACAAGGCAGAUGAUGCUGAAGAUGAAUCAGCUUAUGAAACAGAUGCUACUGAGUCCGAAUGGGCUUCUGAAGACGACCAUCAACAAACUGUACACAGCACAAGAUCAAUAGAUUCAAAGCAUCAUUACAAUGAAAGCCCCAACACAACACCACCUGCCUCUACACCUGGUUCUCCUGUCUUAUCUCGGUCUUCCUCUGCCUCUUCCUUGGCCUCUAUCUUUUCUAUUGCUCGCUCUCAUCCCAAUUCCCCCAACAACCAUCACAAUGGUGAAGACUAUUUGGCUGCUGGUAUGACUUCUAUUCCUGCUAUCAAGAGUUCUCGUCGCAAAUCUCAUCGUCACAAGGACACUCAUGGACCUCGUCUAACUCUCUGUUCCAUGGAAGUUCCCUUGGUUGUCACUUCUCGUGAACACACAUGGAAUGAUAAGCCCACUAUCAACUCACCACCUGCUUAUGAUGCAGUGGAAGAACCUCCCAGUUACAACUCUGCCCUUGAAAACCUGCCUCGUGCGCCUAUUUAUGAUCAUGAUGAUCCUUCCCCUUGUCCCUCCGAACCUUCCACUCCUCCUAAUGAAGAAGUUGCUGGGCCCAGCCGACCUUCACUCUCAUCUCAUCAUCGACAUUCUUUUACUGAUAUUGCUGCCAAGGUUUUCUCUAAGGCUGGAAUGACUCAUUCUUAACUUAUUUGAAUUUACAUCAUGAUUGUACAUAUGCAUUUUAUUUUUAUAUAUAUAUAUAUAUAUACAUACAUACUUAUAGACUUAUAUUCAUACAUUUCUAAUAAAAUCAUUCAUAU